Molecule: messenger RNA, 10630 nt
Organism: Anastrepha ludens (Mexican fruit fly)
Lineage: Eukaryota; Metazoa; Arthropoda; Insecta; Diptera; Tephritidae
Exons: 13
Coding region: 81-10595 (3504 amino acids)
Cellular component (GO): extracellular region
Molecular function (GO): chitin binding
Source: RefSeq, a predicted model, not a curated record
GUGUCUGCCGAGGCCCCAAUAGAAGUUUAUAUAGUGGCAGCAGAAGCAGCAGCAGCAAAGUUCAUUUUGAGAUUUUAAGGAUGCUGAGAGUUAUAACUUUUGCGAUUCUGGUGCUAGCCGCGGAAGCAGAUUAUGUGAGUGAAACGAGAUGUACCAACACGAUGAUCGGCUAUAGACUCCCUCAUCUAAUUGACUGUGCCAAAUUUGUAAUAUGUACAAACACAUCGUUUGGACUUGCCCGAAAUUGUCCGAAUGGUCUGCAUUUCAAUGCAGAUAAUGCAGUAUGCGAUUAUCCAUCACAAGCCGGUUGCUCCAAGGAAAGAACUUCUGGGAUAGCUAAUUGCGAAUGCGAUUGUAGUCUGUGUUAUCAAAGCUGUACUACAGAGACUCCAAUCAUUACACAGGCAGAGACAACAUCGCCAGCAGCAACUUCAACUUCAACUGCUUGUAAUCUGGGAACUUCAACAUCACCAACACAAACUGAUACUUCACCAACGUCUAUAUAUUGUUCUCCACCACCUACGCAUGGCUCACCAACAACAACUGAAGCUUGCCCAGCUCCUACUGAUGAUUCAUCCGUUUCUACAGAAGUCUUUUCAACACCUAACAAUGGGUCACCGACUCCCAACCUUGACUCUUCAACACCUACGAAUGGCUCACCAACUACAACUGCAGCCUAUUCAACUCCUAUUGAUGGUUCGCCUUCCUCGACGGAAGGUUCACCAACCACCACCGGAUACUCCUCAACACCUACAGAUGAUUUAACAACCACAACAGAAUGCUCUUCAGCUCCUACCAGUGGUUCGUCAACCGCAUCGGAAGCAUCACCAACUCCUACUGAUGGCUCACCCACUCCCACGGAAGGUUCCUCAACACCAACUGAUGAUUCAUCAGCUUCCACCGAAGACUCUUCAACGCCUACAAAUCAUUCACCAACUACAACUGAAGUCUGUCCAACACCAACUGAUGAUUCAUCAACCCCAACUGAAACCUCUCCCAUCCCUACGAAUUGUUCACCCUCGUCCACGGAAGGCUCUUUUACACCAACUGAUGAUUCACCAACCCCUACGAAUGGUUCACCCACCCCUACGGAAGGUUCUUCAACUUCUACCAGUGGUUCCCCAACCCCAACUGAAGCCUCUCCAGCUCCUACUGAUGGCUCACCCACCUCCACGGAAGGUUCUCCAACACCAACUGAUGAUUCAUCAGCCUCCACCGGAGACUCUUCAACGCCUACAAAUGAUUCACCAACUACAACUGAAGCCUGUCCAACACCAACUGAUGAUUCAUCAACCCCAACUGAAGCCUCUCCCAUCCCUACGAAUUGUUCACCCACGUCCACGGAAGGCUCUUCUACACCAACUGAUGACUCUCCAACCCCUACGAAUGGUUCACCCGCCCCUACGGAAGGUUCUUCAACAUCUACCAGUAGUUCCCCAACCCCAACUGAAGCCUCUCCAGCUCCUACUGAUGGCUCACCCACCUCCACGGAAGGUUCUCCAACACCAACUGAUGAUUCAUCAGCCUCCACCGGAGACUCUUCAACGCCUACAAAUGAUUCAUCAACCCCAACUGAAACCUCUCCCAUCCCUACGAAUGGUUCACCCACGUCCACGGAAGGCUCUUCUACACCAACUGAUGAUUCACCAACCCCUACGAAUGGUUCACGCACCCCUACGGAAGGUUCUUCAACAUCUACCAGUGGUUCCCCAACCCCAACUGAAGCCUCUCCAGCUCCUACUGAUGGCUCACCCACCUCCACGGAAGGUUCUCCAACACCAACUGAUGAUUCAUCAGCCUCCACCGGAGACUCUUCAACGCCUACAAAUGAUUCACCAACUACAACUGAAGCCUGUCCAACACCAACUGAUGAUUCAUCAACCCCAACUGAAGCCUCUCCCAUCCCUACGAAUUGUUCACCCACGUCCACGGAAGGCUCUUCUACACCAACUGAUGAUUCACCAACCCCUACGAAUGGUUCACCCACCCCUACGGAAGAUUCUUCAACAUCUACCAGUGGUUCCCCAACCCCAACUGAAGCCUCUCCAGCUCCUACUGAUGGCUCACCCACCCCCACGGAAGGUUCCUCAACACCAACUGAUGAUUCAUCAGCCUCCACCGGAGACUCUUCAACGCCUACAAAUGAUUCACCAACCCCAACUGCAGCCUCUCCAACCCCUACGAAUGGUUCACCCACGUCUACGGAAGAUUCUUCUACACCAACUGAUGAUUCACCAACCCCUACGAAUGGUUCACCCACCCCUACGGAAGGUUCUUCAACAUCUACCAGUGGUUCCCCAACCCCAACUGAAGCCUCUCCAGCUCCUACUGAUGGCUCACCCACCCCCACGGAAGGUUCCUCAACACCAACUGAUGACUCAUCAGCCUCCACCGGAGACUCUUCAACGCCUACAAAUGAUUCACCAACCCCAACUGAAGCCUCUCCCAUCCCUACGAAUUGUUCACCCACGUCCACGGAAGGCUCUUUUACACCAACUGAUGACUCUCCAACCCCUACGAAUGGUUCACCCACCCCUACGGAAGGUUCUUCAACAUCUACCAGUGGUUCCCCAACCCCAACUGAAGCCUCUCCAGCUCCUACUGAUGGCUCACCCACCCCCACGGAAGGUUCCUCAACACCAACUGAUGAUUCAUCAGCCUCCACCGGAGACUCUUCAACGCCUACAAAUGAUUCACCAACCCCAACUGCAGCCUCUCCAACCCCUACGAAUGGUUCACCCACGUCUACGGAAGAUUCUUCUACACCAACUGAUGAUUCUCCAACCCCUACGAAUGGUUCACCCACCCCUACGGAAAGUUCUUCAACACCAACUGACGUUUCAUCACCCCCAACUGAAGCCAUUCCAACCCCUACGAAUGGUUUCCCCACGUAUACGGAAGAUUCUUCUAGACCAACUGAUGAUUCUCCAACCCCUACGAAUGGUUCACCCACCCCCACCGGAGACUAUUCAACACCUACAGAUAGUUCACCUACUAUACCUGAACCUACAGGAGAUAUUCCUGACUGUGACCCGACAUGUUGUAAUCGGAAGGACGGUGUUACUAUAGUUAUGGAGCGUGAUUGCCAAAAAUUCAUAGUUUGUGUAGGCGGAAAAGAAAAUAUAUUUACUUGCUCAAAUAACUUGCAAUUCAAUUCUUUGACCGGUGAAUGUGACUAUCCGGAAAAUGUGAAUUGUUCAACGCAUCAAUUGCCACCAAGUGGACCCUCGGCUGGUCCUUCUGGAACUUAUUGUGAAACAGGGGGCCGAUGCGUGGGCCAACGUGAUGGUACCUCCUUCGCUAACAAAACUGAUGAGUGUAGCUCGGACUAUGUCAUUUGUCAAUGUGAGUGCGAAGUGAAGCGCAGCUGCCCUUCUCAAUUGAUGUUCAACGUUAAAUUGGGUAUUUGCGAUUGGCCCACAAGUUUCGUUACUCUGCUCGCUGUAGUUGCGCUGACGACACUCGCACUCUGCAGUGGCGCAGAUCCGGAGUGUAAGUACCGUAAAAUUCGGAAACUGGCACUUCACUGGGCCGAUCCUACUGACUGUACUCGUUACUAUCGUUGUACGAAUAAAAGCGUCAAGCGCGAGGUAAUUUGUGCGGAAGGCAAGGCCUACAAUGCGAAAAUAGGGAAAUGCUCAACUAAUAAGAGUGGCUUGUGUAAACUGACAUUAGCGGCGCCCUUGGAGGGGGUUGUCAAUCCAUGCGCUGAUGAGGUCUCUGGUGUUUAUAUGGCUCAAACAGGAUACUGUCGUAACUUUUACAUUUGUAACAAUAAUGAAGCCUAUCCACAGGUAUGCGACGCUGGUAGUCUCUUUAAUACUACAACGGGUAAUUGUAUACCAGAUACUGCAUCCGAAUGCUGGCAAAAUAAGUGUAUUGGUGAAACUAACGGUACCUAUCUACCCGACGCGGCUUCAUGUACUUCCUUCUAUGUAUGUGCGGGAGGAGAAGCAACUGCACAAGUUUGCAACAGCGGUAGUUACUUUAAUAGCUCCAGUAGAGUUUGCCAACCUGAUCCAAGUGGGGAGUAUUGUUGGGAGAAUGUGUGUGUUGGAAAGAAAGAUGGCGAUUAUGUUAAAGAUAUAAAUGAUUGCUAUAGUUAUUAUGUGUGUGCUGUAGAAAAACCAGUUCAGCAAUAUUGCCCGGAAGGAAGCUACUUCAAUUGGCUUGAAAAUGUAUGCUUACCUGGUAAGUGCCCAUCAGAUGAAAGUUCAACAGAAAGCCCAACCACAGCAACUACAAUCUCAUCGACCGAAUGCAGUGAAGAAAGCACAGAAUCUUCUUCAUCAACAGAAUGCUCAACCACAGCAACUACAAUCUCAUCGACCGAAUGCAGUGAAGAAAGCACAGAAUCUUCUAGUACAUCAACGGAAUGCUCAACCACAGCAACUACAAUCUCAUCGACCGAGUGCAGGGAAGAAAGUACAGAGUCUUCUUCAUCAACAGAAAGCACCGAAGUCACAACAUCUGAAAGCACUGCAUGCCCUGAAGUCACAACACCUGCUCCCGAAGCGGACUGCUCUUGCCCUGGCGGUUACAAGGAAGGUGAACUAGUGCCUUUCCCAAACUAUCCUGAGAAUUGUGACAAGUACUAUGUGUGUUUUGAUGGAAAGCUCCAGGAAAGAGAAUGCGGCACAGGCAAUAGCUUUAAUAGCAGCCUGGGUGUGUGUGUACGGGACACCGAUAAUAUCUGCUGGCCAGCUGAUUGCAAUAAUCAAGUUGAAGACACCAUGGUUUACCGAAGUAGGCGGAGUAUUGUCGUAGACGUAGCGGAUGAGACAUCUGAUACGAGGUCCGUGCUUCACGCAUUGGGCAGCCCUAAUUGCUUAGGUUUGUAUGCGGAAGGGGAAGUAGUAACGCAUCCAAAGGACUGCCGUAAAUAUCUAAUUUGUGCUAGCGGUGAAAUGAUAUCCAGAGAUUGUGGUCUGGAUAACUACUUUGAUCCAAAUACUCUUACAUGUAGUAUUGACACUCAACAAGCUUGCGAUUCAAACGGCAAUUAUAACCGUGCAAAUUAUGAAGAAUCUACUGAUGCGGAAUCAAAUUGCUCAUGCCCCGGUGGUUAUAAGGAUGGUGAAUUAGUGCCUUUCCCAAAUUAUCCUCAGAAUUGUGAUAAAUACUACGAAUGCUCUAAUGGUAAGCUCCAAGAAAAGGAGUGCGGUGUAGGAAACCUCUUCAAUAGCAUUCUGGGUGUGUGUGUACCCGACACAGAUCAUAUCUGCUGGCCAACCGAAAGCACUGAGUGCCCCGACGCCACAACACCUGCUACCACUACUACUACAGCAGAUUGUACAUGCCCCGGUGGUUAUAAAGAAGGCGAAUUGCUGCCGUUCCCUAACUAUCCUGAAAACUGCGCUAAAUAUUAUAUUUGCUCUAGCGGUAGGCUUCAAGAGCGUGAUUGCGGAAUAGGCAAUCGUUUUGAUAAUAAACUCGGAGUUUGUGUAGUCGAUACCGAUAAUACCUGCUGGCCAAACGUUUGCAAAGAUCAGCCUGAUGGCACAGCUUUGGCGGACCCCACCAAUUGUACUUCUUUUUACCUAUGUGAAGGAGGUCAAGGAGAGGUAUACGAAUGCCCUAACGAAAAAUGGUUUAAUCCGAAUCAGCAAAUUUGCAUGCCAGAUUUUAAUGCAACCUGCAUAAAUCCCUGCAAAGAUACCACAGGAAUUACUUUCUUACCAAAUCCUGAUUGCUCCAAGUACUUCCUUUGUAAUGAUGGCCGACCGUAUGUCGAAACAUGUCCUCAAGGCGGAUUUGACAUAAACUUGGGUAAAUGCCACGGAGAUGCUGUUUGCGAAUCUACUUUAUGCUUGGGUAAAGAUGAUGGAUUUACAUGGCCUGUGGCAGGCAAUGAUACCAAAUUUUAUGUAUGCCUCGGUGGUGUAGCACAAAUCAACGAAUGUAGUCCCGGAAGCAUUUACAAAACUUCUGUUGGAGUGUGCUUGGAGCAGCCAAGUCCCCAAUGUGAUCAAAAUAAAUGCAAUUCUUCUACAACUGACUAUAACGCCUUUGCACCAUUGAAUGGUACCGAUGAUACAGCAUUUUGUAUGUGCCGUGAUGGCGAAGCUUUCUUGCACCACUGUGCAGAUAAUUACACUUUCCGCGCAGAUCUCGGAAUAUGUUAUUCGAAUGCUCCUUGCGACCCGGAUUUAUGUGACGUUUUUCCUGAGAAUACUCGAUCUCCGAAUCGCAAUGAUACACACAGCUUCUGUUUGUGUGUGAGCAAGCAGCAAGUAAUCGUUGACUGCCCCAACAACCAAACUUAUAAUCCAGUUUCACGGCUAUGCCAAACACAGGAUGAUAAGUGUUCCGCCACUUUUUGCCUUUCGGCUCCGGAGUAUUCUAUCUUCCCAGCUUUGAACAAUGAUACCAAUGGUUUCUGCAUGUGUAUUGAUUCGAGUGCUGUUUAUAAAUUAUGCGAAGGAGGCAAGAAAUUCAAUGUGACGAAAGAAAUAUGCCUAUCAGAGACUGAAGAUGCUUGUAAUGACGCUCUUUGUGCGGGUAAUGCCGGUUUGAUCUUUGGAGCUGUCGGUGAUUCACACUCUUUCUGCUAUUGUGUCACGGAUGGAGUGGCAAGUAAAAGGAGCUGCCCAAACUCAGAGACAUUCAAUGAUACUUUGCUGAUAUGCCAGGCGGUGGGUUGCGAUGGGCAAGUUUGUCUGACGAAUCCUACCAGACCCUUCCCGGCAUUCAAUGAACCAUAUUCUUACUGCACUUGCACAAGCAAUGAUCCGAACUCUGUAACCAAACACAAUUGUAGCAAUGGAACUCGUUUCAAUACGUACGACCUUACGUGCAAAGAAGAUCCUUGCGAUAAGUCCUUCUGCUCCAAUGUAUCCAAUGACGGCAUCCCUUAUCCAGCCAACAAUUUCCCUCAAGGAUUUUGCAUAUGUAAUGAUGGAGUCCCAGAACUGUAUAAUUGUUCGAAUGGCUCUAUAUUCAAUUCAACUAUCGAAGCAUGUAUAUCGCCCACCCAGCUGCAAUGUGAUCUGUCCAAAUGUGCUAAUGCGACCACAGAAUAUACGUAUCCCGUCGCAGCCAAGAAUGAUUCUCAUGGUUUUUGCUAUUGCUUCUCGGCGACUGAAGUCGAAUUCUUCACCUGUCCAGGCAGUGCUUUAUUCGACCCCAUUCGUGAAAUUUGUGAUGUGAGUGCAAGUAAUUGCACUUGUCCAGGUGACUACAAAGAAGGGCAACUGUUGCCGAACCCAACGAAUUGCCGACUUUACUAUGUCUGCAGUCAUGGCCGCCUUCAAGAGCUUGAUUGUGGAGCUGGGAAGUAUUUCAAUAAACUUUCUGCAGAAUGUCAAGUAGACACAGCUGGUGCUUGUGUGGAAAAACCAGAUUGUACCUGUGUAGGCGCUUAUCGCGAAGGCGAAUUCGUACCUCAUCAUACCAGCAAUCAACUCUAUUAUAUCUGCUACAAUUCGAAAUUGAUGGAGGGCGAUUGCGGUGCAGGAAAUUUCUUCGACAAAGAUAGUCUUUCCUGUCAGUCGCUGGACAGAAGGCGGAGGCAAAUGCGCUCAGAAGUUAUGCCGGACUAUGAUAGAAUUUGUAUGGAAAACGAUAAACAGUCUGUUCCCUCCAACUGCUCGCAAUAUGAAAUAUGUAUUGACUCCAUUUGGAUUCGGCUAAGCUGCCCUGAUGAACGUUACUAUAAUCUUGAACAGCGCAAAUGCAUGGAACCACGUGAUGACAUGACUUGCACUUAUGCGCGCGUGAAAAACCUUCCAGUCUGUAGUGCAGCAAUGGAACAACGAACGGUGCCUGGAAAGGAAUCAAACUGUGCCCAAUACUAUCGCUGCAACCAUGGAAAGUGGCGUUUAAAAACUUGCCCCAAGCAACAUUUCUACUCGACACGUUUGAAAACCUGUAUUCCAAGUGCGCAUGACGACGCGUGUGUGGCACGAAAUGAAUCGAAAAUUGAUAUUGAGGUGGGAGAGAAUUUCAGCACGUCCCCUUCAAAAUGCCGUCACAUGACCGUGCGCCACUUUGAACAAAAUUGUGCAAUGUAUCUUAUGUGCCUGGAAGGUAAAUGGUGGCACCAGUACUGUCCGCUUGGUAUGUAUUAUAACCGCACCCACAACUAUUGUAUGCCUAAUAUAAACGGGCAAUGCGAUACUGCGUCUAACGCAGCGAUUUCUGCGAGUUUACUGCACGAGUAUUCCGUUCAGUCUUGCGAUACACAUGGCGCUCUGCGACCUUCGGCUCUGUCAUGCGAUCAUUACUAUGAGUGCCAAGCAGGCUAUUGGGAGUUGAAAAAAUGUGCACCGCAUGAAUAUUUCAACGCUACUGAGAAUAUGUGUCUAUCGGAUAAAGGAGGCGUUUGCGCUCAACUCCACACGUAUAACUCCUACGAGGGCAAGCGACGCGAGUUCCCAUUCAACUGCACAGCAUAUGAGAUAUGUAUUGGCGGUGAAUGGAAACGGGCUAGUUGCAAUCAUUCUUGGAUGUUCGAUAAUAUAUUGCAUAUAUGUGUUCCCAAUGACGGAAGCUGCGCUGAGAAUGGGUUGCGCAGGGCUUGUGUCGCGGGAGAGACAAAAGCCCAUCCGUCAUCUGAAAAUUGCACUCAAUUUUUUUACUGCCUCCAAGACAGCUGGAAAGAAGGCACUUGUUUGAAAGGCCACACAUAUGCAAAGGAGCUAGGUGAGUGCGUGCCACACAGUGCAUAUGACAAAUGCCAACCUUUGUUUAUAAAAGAAAAUGUAAAAAUUGCUCUGGGCCAAGAUUUAGGCGAUCAGAAGGGAUUUGGAAGUAACCGAAGUGAUCUUUGCCUUGAACGUGAAGAUGGAAGUGCUGUGCCCCAUCCGGAGAGUUGUCUUCAUUUUUUUGUUUGUCUCGCAAAGGUGGCAAGAAAUAAGCAGAAAUGUGUUCGUGGAAGCUUUUUCGAUGCUAAACUUGGCUACUGCCGUCCAAACGACGGCAGCUGUCUGGUACCUCUAGGUGGUAUAUGUGCGAAUGCUAGCGAUGGAGCAUACGUUCCACAUCCGGAAGAUUGUCGAGGUUAUUACCACUGCUCCACUUUGAAUGGUACCGAAUUGCUCCAUUGCCCGGAGGGAGAGUAUUAUCACAAUGCUACGAGUCAAUGUCGGAUCGAUCAGGGUGAAUGCCGGGCCAAGGCGCAAGAGUUUGGAAAAUGCACUGGCGUCGAGCAUGGAAAGCGUUUGCCUCAUGAACGUUACUGCAACAUAUAUUACGCCUGUGUACGUGGAUUGGCUAUACCAGUGGCGUGUCCAGCCGACCAUCAGUUCAGCGCGGCUGUUGGUAACUGCAUAUUUGAUGAAAUACUCAUGUGUGAAAAUGUCACUCUAUCAAAGGUUUUAAGCAACGUCACAAUAAGCUACAGCUGUGGUAAUCUUACUGAUGGCAUUCAUUUACCCGAUAUCAGAGAUUGCACGAAAUAUUAUGUCUGUUCAGCGGGGACGGCGUUAACGAAAACUUGUCCAACUGGCGCCUUCUUCGAUGCUGAACAGCGACUUUGUGUGCCAGAUGAUGGCUCAUGCCCAUAUAUCGUAAAAUAUCAACCUAAUCAACAAUCUACACCUCCAGAUCCCGCCGUGUGUGAAGGAGAGCAUGGCCUUAUGCUCCCCGAUCCGGUGAACUGUAAUGAGUUUUACGUUUGCAUUAAUGGAAAGCUGCGUCAUGAGCGAUGUAAUAUCAGCUAUUUUUUUAGUACGUCUAGAAAUGAGUGCCAACCUUAUGAGACAAAUAUUGGAAACAUAACAGAAGAGGCAGCGGUGAGUAACGACUCAAACCAAAUGAAGAAAGUUCAAAAUGUAUUACAGUGCAUUGAUAAGCCUACAAACUAUACUAAACUAUGCUCGAAAAUUCCUCGAGGUACUUCAAUCGCUGAACAGAGUGACUGUCGACGCUACAUUAAUUGCAACGACGCCGGCGAGCCAGUCCCACAACGUUGUCGCAAUGGAGAGAGUUAUGAUAGCUUAUUCGGUUUUUGCCGACAAAAUGAUGGCACUUGCUUGUUGGAGAAUGGACAGCGAGUGGGAGAGUGCAAAGGGUUCCAUGGGCAACAAGUACGUGAUGUGGACAACUGCCGUGGCUACUUUGUGUGUAUUAAUGGUCAGAAAAUAGUCGGCGAAUGUAGCGAAAACGAGUACUUCGACAAGGUCCUGUCCGCAUGUCUGGAUGAUGUGAAUAAUCAGUGCGGUAUAGUCUCCGCCCAAUCAACGGAAUCACAAGUGGUGUCCUGCGUUGGCCUCAGUGAUUCCACACUUUACCCGUACACACCCGACAACUGCCGCUCCUACUUUCAAUGCGUGCAUGGCAAACCAAAUGUUCACGAAUGCGCUGAUGGACUAUAUUUCAAUGCGUCUAUUACACGCUGUGUGAAGGACAUUACAGAAUGCGCUAUGCCCACAGCAAGUUUGAAGCGGGCGCCGGAAUUAGACAACCACAAAGUGAAUAUUUGUGAGAAGGCAAAACCAGGUGAACGCUAUGCCAAUAUAAAUGAUCACUGUCAUUCUUCUUAUGUUUGUGGAGAAGAUGGCUCCAUAGCUUACACUACUUGCCCCGCAGGCGAACUAUACAAUGACGAAAGUGGUAUAUGUGAGAUUGCAAUAAAUGUUAUUUGCAAAAUUUAAUAAACGAAAUUGAUGAUUAGUUCAGCAUUAUUUGA